UUUUUUCACGCGCGGCCAGCCUCGUUUUGACACAUUUCUCAAAAUGGCGGCUGAACCAACGCGUGAGUACACAGACGAACAGUUGAAUUCUGACGCCGUGAGCAAGAAGGAUAUUAUCAAGUUCCUUCACGAAAAUGCAAGUUUUGAGUUCCUCAAGGAGAACAAGCUCAAUGGCAAACUAAAUAAUGUGGCCAAGACAAGCAAGAAAGAUCAGCUUGCGGCAGCUUACAAUAAGCUGUUUGAGGAAAAAGCCUUCAAGAAAGAGGGUGAAGAAAGUCUAGAAGACCAGCUGAAAGCCAUGAGUGACAAAGCCAAUGCCCUGGCCAUCACAGAAAAGAAAAACAAAAAAAAGACGGUUGAAGUCAAAGAGGAACCAAAGUACAAGAAGAGGAUUCUAAAGGAGGGGGAUAAGGUAUCCUAUCCUGACAAGGGAGACAUGGUCUCUUGUCUGUAUGUCGGCAAACUGGAAGAUGGCACAGUCUUUGACACAAACAGAUCAGAUACUGCCAAAAGAAACAAGAAGGGAGAUAUCAAGCCUUUGAUUUUCCCUGUAGGAAGAGGCAAAGUCAUUAGAGGGUGGGAUGAAGCCCUGUUGACUAUGAGUCAGGGAGAGAAAGCAGAGCUGACAAUUGACUCGGAGUGGGCAUAUGGUCGCAAGGGCUUCCCUGAUGCAAAAAUACCUCCAUUUUCAACACUCAUCUUUGAAGUAGAGCUGGUUAAUGUUGCCAAGUAGGCAAGAAAACAAUCGUCAGAGCUUAAUAGCACCAAGAGAGCAUGAGAAAGCUAUUCAUUCCUACCAAGUGUAAAGCAUAAACUGAACUGAUUGCUACAUAUUUGUGAUGUUACUCAACUUAUCCUUUAAAGGAAUUACAUUGUAGUUGUUAAAAUGAAAUAGACUUUUUAUAGUCAAUCAUUUACUGCAGAAAGCAUAAUUUGAAAUGUUGAUAAAAAUUGAUUUUACUAUUCAAAUUAUGCUUUAAAAAAAUAAAAAAAUAAAAAUGA
Nematostella vectensis (starlet sea anemone) is the source of this 1002-nucleotide messenger RNA. Its product is annotated as peptidyl-prolyl cis-trans isomerase FKBP3. Lineage: Eukaryota; Metazoa; Cnidaria; Anthozoa; Actiniaria; Edwardsiidae. Gene Ontology annotation, molecular function: peptidyl-prolyl cis-trans isomerase activity. The record is from RefSeq and is a predicted model, not a curated record. Bases 44 to 733 code for a protein of 229 amino acids. The transcript is spliced from 6 exons.